UUUACUCUUUUGUUUGGUAAGAAAGCGAAGAUUACUUUACAUUCCUUCGUAAAAUGCUCUACAAAUCAGUCAUUAGCAUCAGUUAGUUCGCUCUGGUUCGACCUUGUUGUCAAUUAUCUCUCCUUAAUCUUGUCAUACGAUCGUUCCAUGGACCGAAGAGAAGAUUAUCAGGCUGGCAACGGCAACGGCAAUGGAGCUGUCGUCGCCUUGAGUCGCCCUUUGAUGGCUAGCCAGAGACUUCGGUUGAGUCCAAGCACCGAGCAUAUUCCAGAGAACUAUGAUGAUCUUCAAUUGGAGUUUAGUCCUUCUGUUUUCAGCUCGCUUGAGCGAUACCUACCUCCGAGCAUGUUGAGUGCUUCGCGAAACGCUAAGAUUCAGUACAUGAGAGAAAUAUUGGCGCGGUAUUUGCCCGAGGGAGAGCGGAUCAGAGUUCAGAGGCAUAGAGAACACCGGCAGAGGAUAAUAUCAAGUUACCAGCCUUUAUAUAGAGAGCUAUACACUUUAAACCCAGGAAAGUUCUUUGCCCAAUCAUUUAUCAAAGCAGUUGGUGAUAAUACAGAGGAGAGCUUAAGAAGUAUAAUAUCAGAACCCUCGCCAGGAGUUUAUACCUUUGAAAUGCUUCAGCCAAGCUUUUGUGAAUUGUUGUUAUCUGAGGUGGAUAAUUUUGAAAAGUGGGUUCGUGAAUCCAAAGUCACAAUCAUGCGUCCAAACACUAUGAAUAAAUAUGGUGCUGUUCUUGAUGAUUUUGGCCUGGAAACCAUGCUUGAUAAGCUCAUGGAUGACUUCAUUCGCCCUAUGUCUAGAGUGUUCUUUCCUGAAGUUGGUGGAUCCACGCUUGAUUCUCAUCAUGGCUUUGUUGUUGAAUAUGGAAAGGAUAGGGAUGUUGACCUGGGUUUCCAUGUGGAUGACUCAGAAGUAACUUUGAAUGUGUGCUUGGGUAAGCAGUUUUCUGGUGGAGAACUGUUCUUUCGAGGCGUUCGAUGUGAUAACCAUGUAAACACAGAGACUCAACCUGAGGAAAUCUUAGACUACUUCCAUGUUCCGGGAAAAGCUGUGCUUCAUCGCGGUCGCCACCGGCAUGGUGCCAGGGCCACAACUGUUGGGCAUAGGAUCAACUUACUUCUAUGGUGCCGAAGUUCGGUCUUCAGAGAGCUGAAGAAGUAUCAGAAAUUUUUUUCCAGCUGGUGUGGAGAGUGCCAACGUGAGAAGAAAGAGAGGCAACUUCAAUCAGUAGCCACCACCAAACAGUAACCCUAAAUUCACAUGAAGACGAUGCUACUCAACUUUUACAACCUAGCGGAUAAAUCUUGGAACACUUGAAACGUUGAAUGUCUCUUCAGGAAGUCCCUCAAUAUUCUCACCAUGAUGCAUGAAGGAGAAAGUCAUCUUGUCUGUAUGGGUAGAAAUGAUCUGGUGAGAUUUGAAGGAAGGAAAACCUUGCGGUAGGUGAAACUUAGAGUCAUGGAUUAUACAAAUAACUUGAAUUCCUAAAAGGAUGUGGUCUGUUAGAAGUCUGUCCAUUAAAACAGUAUAAAUGGUUUAAUAUUUGAUUUAGUUUGGAUGAUAAUAAUAGACUGAUGUUGUUAGAUUUAAAUCUAAAAGUUUUUACAAUUGGGGAGGGACUGUGUAUUCUGUUCAUAUGGUUGUCACAUUGUGUUUUAACGAAUGGAGAUUCCGAGUUGCAAGUGUGAAUA
This is a messenger RNA of Macadamia integrifolia, 1694 nucleotides long. Its product is annotated as 2-oxoglutarate and iron-dependent oxygenase domain-containing protein CP2-like. Gene Ontology annotation, molecular function: iron ion binding; L-ascorbic acid binding; oxidoreductase activity, acting on paired donors, with incorporation or reduction of molecular oxygen. The record is from RefSeq and is a predicted model, not a curated record. The transcript is spliced from 9 exons. Bases 148 to 1251 code for a protein of 367 amino acids. Lineage: Eukaryota; Viridiplantae; Streptophyta; Magnoliopsida; Proteales; Proteaceae.